AUGUCAAAUUAUUACUUUGCUAUCGUUGGAGCAACAGAUAACCCUAUAUAUGAAACAGAAAUAGUACCAUCAUCGCGCUCGUCAGCAUUUAUAGACUCGAAUAGACAAAGAGAUGAUCAUAAACAUUUAAAUCAGUUUAUUAUCCACGCAGCGCUCGAUGUAGUGGAAGAAUACCAAUGGAAUACAACAGCCAUGUAUCUCAAGUCUAUUGAUAGAUUCAACGAAUUUUAUGUUUCUUGCUUUGUCACAGCUGGAAGUGUCAAGUUCAUGCUUUUACAUGACCAGAAAUCAGAGGAUAGCAUAAAGCAGUUUUUUACAGAAGUGUACGAGUUAUAUGUCAAGGUGCUGAUGAAUCCAUUCUACGAAAAGAACUCUACUAUUACCAACCCAUCCUUUGAUAGCCGAAUCAAACUAGUAGCAAGACGUUUCCUUUGA
Mucor velutinosus is the source of this 435-nucleotide messenger RNA. RefSeq lists its product as uncharacterized. The record is from RefSeq and is a predicted model, not a curated record. The transcript is spliced from 5 exons. Gene Ontology annotation, cellular component: TRAPP complex; nucleus; cytoplasm. Gene Ontology annotation, biological process: endoplasmic reticulum to Golgi vesicle-mediated transport. Bases 1 to 435 code for a protein of 144 amino acids. NCBI's taxonomy places the organism in Eukaryota, Fungi, Mucoromycota, Mucoromycetes, Mucorales, Mucoraceae.